CCUCAUUCUUCCCCAUGGGACAGAACCGCUCCCGUCCCAAGGCAGACAAUGAGUUGGCGCAAGAGUUUGCCACCCGGUUCGUCCGCGGGUGGAGGACCGAGUCCAAGGCGCUUGCUGUGCCCGGCAGGAAAGAGCUGGUGGAGGCGGUGGUCGACGUUCUCAAAGCCGUCCCGCGCGAGCAUGCAGUGCUGGAGCUCUCGUUUGCCUGCAUCCAGUUUGAUCCUCCGGCGUGGACAGCGCUGGUGGGUGCGGCGACGGCUUCGCGCGGGCUCUCGCAGUUGGUGCUGGCUUCAAAUGGGCUUUCAGCCCGCCACGCGCCGGCGCUGGCCGGUCUCGUUGUUCAGGCGCCGAGUCUGCUGCAGCUCUCGCUUGAAGGCAACAGGCUCGGGCUCGACGGCCUCGCACAGGUGCUGCGGGUUGUGCCGAUGGCGCGCAUUCUGCGGGAUCUCAACAUCUCGGCGUGUGUUGUCCGCGGCGAGUGCGGCGACGAGCUGGUCGACCUGCUUGUCGAGGCCUACGCCGGCUCUAGCACGUUGGAGAUGGUGGCCAUGCGCGAGUGCAACGUCUCUUGGCACGGCUUUGCCAAGCUCGAGGCUGCACUGGAUGUCAUCCCGCAGAUCUCGUACGUCGACUUGGUCGAUAACCCGCUGUCGGGCGUCAACCGCGAGCGACGCGUCGCCUUUGCGGCCGCCCUCGAGCGCAACGCCGCGGUAUGGGGCGUUGUCAAGGGCCUCUUUGAUGCGAUGUACGUCGAGAUCGGCGCCAAGCGGCGGGCGUCGUUUGCAGCGAGCCAGAUUCGGCCAGGGCGUUCGGUGUCUGUUGUCGACGAACAACCAGAGCGUGACUUUGCGGCGCAGUCGGUGUACAAGAGCUUAACGCCCGGCCAGCGCCUUAUUGGGCGCAGCGGCACGCCGGCCACCGUCGCGGUUGCCCCCGACGUGCCCGAUGCAUUGCCCAACGUGAAUGACCCGCGCGAGCUGGAGGCUUCGUUUGCCUCGCCGGCGCUGACGCUCUUUGCCUACGACAUGCAAGGUCGGCGGCAGGAGAUGGAGGAUUCGCUGGUGACGGUCUCGGGCUUUGGAGGGAGCGAGGCCGUCGACGUACUUGGCGUGUUUGACGGCCACGGCUCGACCGAACCCUCGCGCUACGCCACCCGCAACCUCCUGCCGCUUCUUGCGCGCGAGCUGGCGCAGGCUGCUGCUGGUCCGUCAGCCGGUGCAGCGGAUGACUCGGCCACAGUGACGACCGGGCAGAUGCGGUUUGCGCUCUCGUCGACGUUUGUCGCACUCGACAAGCUUAUGACGCCGUGGGCGGUCUACUCUGGCACAACCGGCUUAGUGGUGGCGCGGGUUGGCCGCGCGCUCGUCACCGCCAACGCCGGCGACUCGCGGGCGGUCCUCGGUCUUGCUGACGGGAGUGCGAUUCGGCUCUCGGAAGACCACAAGCCCGAGCUCGCAUCGGAGAAGAGUCGGAUCGAGGAGGCCGGCGGCUUUGUAGAAGCCGGCCGGGUGAACGGACGGCUCGGUGUGGCCCGCGCGCUCGGCGACGGUCUCUACGGCGACGCCGUCACCGCGCAGCCGGGCGUGACUGUCACAUCGCUCGAGCCAGGCGUGCUGUGUGUCAUUCUCGCAUGCGACGGCGUGUGGGAUGUGCUUCCUUGCCGCCGACGGUAG
Messenger RNA from Thecamonas trahens ATCC 50062, 1673 nucleotides. RefSeq names its product protein phosphatase 1G. The transcript has 3 exons. Gene Ontology annotation, biological process: protein dephosphorylation. The record is from RefSeq and is a predicted model, not a curated record. Gene Ontology annotation, molecular function: cation binding; protein serine/threonine phosphatase activity. NCBI's taxonomy places the organism in Eukaryota, Apusomonadida, Apusomonadidae. Bases 15 to 1673 code for a protein of 552 amino acids.